Molecule: messenger RNA, 6964 nt
Organism: Anolis carolinensis (green anole)
Lineage: Eukaryota; Metazoa; Chordata; Lepidosauria; Squamata; Anolidae
Gene: trim65
Product: tripartite motif containing 65
Exons: 6
Coding region: 2841-4481 (546 amino acids)
Molecular function (GO): protein binding
Source: RefSeq, a predicted model, not a curated record
AAUAAACAAUUUUCUCUGCCACCAGCACAAUAGUGAUUCCAAAAACGGGGGAGUGGCAAAGAAAGGAGGAAAGAAGGCAAUACCAAUGAGAGGAGAAACUCUGCUUUCUGUUUCUUGUUUGGAGGCAGAGAAGUCUACACAGAGGCAGGCCAUGGGAUGUGUGCCCUAGACAGUCAUCUAUCCCAUGGCAUAGUUGAUUGUUCAAGGCAUUCCUGCACUGCCUUGGUGCAUGGAAUGCAGACUUUAUGGAGCUAGCAGCCUUUUCCUCCAUUGCCACAGCUCUCUUUUCAUGAGCAUGUAGAAAAAUUAUGGCAUUAGAAGGCAUUAUGUUAGCAUAGUGCUCCAUAGUCCCAAACGUGAACCAAAAAACAUUGAACUAUGGUGGAAAAUUUGCUGAAAACAUCAGCUGACUGGUUUCUACUAUGGGGGGGGGGGCAAAUCACCUUUGAACAAAUCUUGUCAAGAAAACCCCAUGAUACAAGUAGCAUUUGCCUUUGGGUUUCCAUAAAUCAGAAACAACUUGAAGGUAUACAGCAGCAGCAAAUAAUACUAGAAAGCUAGGAAAGAGAAAUGUUUCAGGUGGAAAUGGAGCAUCUUCCCCAUCAAAACAUCCAGGAAGGAAUGUGUUCCUUGUUUGAGAAAAGUACUAAAGAGAGAUGUAAAAAUUGUCCAAAAAAACUUGAAAAGUUCUUGUAAACAUGAAUAUGAUUAAAUAAUACUGUUUGCUACAACUGAAAUACCUGUCCAUUAAAUUCAAUGUAGAACUAAACAGUUCAGGGUAGGUUUAAUGCAUAAUAAUAGAAACCAUUUCUACAAGGUUGGGAAAUGAAUACUAGUCCUAGGAGUCUUUAACAGAGAUUAGAUAGUUAUGAAUAAUAGAUAUGCUACUUGUGGUUUAAUAGCAAAUAUAUAUAUGUUUCAUACUGUUAUACACAGCAAGAUCUCUGUAACUGUGGAGCCCAUAUCUAUGGUUUCACUUUCCUGUAUAUGGAGAAAAUGGUCUCUAGACAUUUUCUAAAUCAGUGAUUCUCAACCUGUGGGUUCCCAGAUGUUUUGGCCUUCAACUCCCAGAAAUCCUAACAGCUGGUAAACUGGCUGGGGUUUCUGGGAGUUGUAGGCCAAAACACCUGGGGACCCACAGGUUGAGAACCACUGCUCUAGAUCCUCCAGGUGAUUCUAUGGUAUGCUUCCUCCAAAAGUAGCCACAGUGUUGCAUUGGAAGACCUUGCAAAUAUCUAGAGAGGAUAUCUAUGGUAUACUGGACUGCAAGUGAGGUAAUAUAAUUAUGUGCGAUCAUAUUAUAGUUACAUUUAAAGCUGUUGUUUUUAUUUGCUGGACGACAUGAAGAAAAGCCAACUCAUAUUGUGACUACAAUGAGAUGGAAUAGCCAGUGUGUGCAAAAGAAAGCAAAGCUCCAAUAAUCACAGAGAGAAUAGUUCACAUCUGAUUUUUUUUUUAAGUAUAAAAGAUUCGCUGCCUUGGGUAAAACCAUGAAGGGUCUUAAAUGGUGAUUCGGAUUGAUUUACUUAUACUUCAUUUAUUAUUUGAUAUCACUGUACAGACAGCCCAGAGUUACAAACAUCCGACUUACAAAUGACUCAUAGUUACAAAUAGAGGUGAGACAACAGGAAAUGAGAAAAAUUUGCCCCUACGAAAGGAAAUUCACUCCUGAAAGAGUUAUUAUCAUGGAGAUAAUAAAGCUUUCUCACAAUCCUUGUUUUCAUGACAAGCCACAUUUUUCAAAAUCCAGUUUAGACAAGGAAAGAAAGCGUGGCGAAAUCUGAACAGGGGCAGAGAGAAGCAAAACAAACACUACAGGGAUGUGAAGCCUCCCUGUGCUAACCAAAGCUAUAUAGAUAUAUAUUGCUGGAGUUACAGAUAAAAAUGUACUGGUUCCAACUUGCAUAAAAAUUCAACUUAAGAUCAAACCCACAGAACUUUGUUUGUAACUUGGGAACUGCCAGUAUACAGUUUGAAAACAUCCCCAGCAAGCUUUCAAAAACCAUUGAAAUGCAAAUACAAGAAUAAAUCCAUGAACAUUUUAAAAAGGGUAUCACAAAACCAUUAUUGGGAAAUUGCAAACAAGAUCAGAUAGCACCCAAAGCUAUGACUAGGUUUAAAAAAAUAGUCAGUUCACUGUACCCACAUGUUCAUAGCUUGGAAACAAAUGUUUUAACAAAUUCCAAAAAGCAAACCUUGAUUUUGCCUUUUUUAUGAGGACCACCAUUUUGCUAUGCUGUUUUACAUAAUGGAACUUGAGCAUCCAUCCACAAAUUUUGGCAUCAUAUGGCAUCCUAAAAUCAAAACACCAGCAGAUACCAAAGGUCAACUGUAACUACUGGAAUAUGACAGAUUCAAAUUGGACUGGGAAAGGGCCAGACUUUUUUGGGAAACUAAUAACACCAUACAUGUCUCUGUUGUGAGAAGGAUCAAAGAAGCUCUUGAACAGAGCACAAAUUCGGAGAAGCUAGGAGGACACAAAUCCCGGGUUGCUGGUUCCAUGCCAUUUGGUAUUGGAAAGCAAAGCAAACUAGUGAAUCUUAAAAUUAGCUGAAAGCCUAGCAUCAGGAAGCCUGUGUCCUUUUCCAAAAUAGGUGGUGGUUGUAGUUUUAAAACUACUUUUCAACCAGGGUUGGAGAGAAAUCUUGUGCCAGAAACUACAGCUCCUUUCCUCAUUUAUGGGCAGGAGUUGCACUCAACCUUCCUGUUCCACUUGUCUCUUUAAGAAGCAAGUUGGCAGAGAGUCAGAAGGGAAGCCCAGCCCUCCUGUUGCAACUGUGGGCACUUUUUGAGCUUAGUUUCAUUUUCUCAUUCCAGUUCUUGCUCUUGCUCAGAAGAAAAUGGCAUCUGGGGGCUCACAGAAGCUGGAGGAUAAGCUAACAUGCUGCAUUUGUUUAGAGAUGUUUACUGCCCCUGUGACUACACCCUGUGGACACAGUUUCUGUGAGAAGUGCAUCAAUAGCUACUGGGACAAGGAAGCACAAGGACCCACAGAACAGAAAGUAUAUUUUUGUCCUGAAUGCCGGAAAGAUUUCCCUGAGAGGCCAGAACUGAGCAAGACAGUUCAGUUGGACAGCCUGGUGGAGCUGCUCAGGCAAGGAGACACACAGCAGGCCCCCGGCACAGAGCUGGGCACCACUGUGCAAAGGAAGAGAUGCCCAAGGCACGGCUGGCCCUUGGAGCUCUACUGCAAGAAUGAGAAGCGGGGCAUCUGCUGUGAGUGCACCGUCAAGGAGUGCCGGGACCACGGCAGAGUGCUCUUUGAGGAGGAGAGGAAAAUUAAGGAUGAGUCUGUGAGAAAAACACUGGAGGAAACCCAGAAGGAGGCAAAAAGGAUUGGAGAAGAAAUCCAGAAAGUGGAGCAACAGAUAGCUGCAGUUAAGGAUUCUUCACAGCAAUUCAAAUCAAAGAUUUUGCAAAAGUUUUGCCAUAUUAUGGAAGCCCUAAAAGGAUGCCAAAGGAAGGCCGUGGAGAGAAUUGAAAGCGAGCAGGCUCUUGCGCUCGGCCAGUUGGAGGAGAGCUGGAAUCGGCUGCAGCACCAGUUGGAGGUUCUUGCUGAACACGAUAAGAAGGCCAAAGAGCUGCUCACCUGUGCUGAUAAUGUCAAGUUUCUGGAGGAACUGCCAUAUCUUCCUCCUCCUGGCAACUCAGAAAUUCUUCCACCUCUUGUAUUUGAUUUGGCCACCAGUGUCCUCACCACCACUCAAUUCCUCAAUGAAAUCAACAAGCUUUUGCAAGAAGCUACACCACCAGUGGCUGACAUAAAAAGUACAGUUUCAAAGGAGCCAAAGAUAAUUGGGAAGAAAGUUGAACUACGUCUUCCAGACAACGAGUUAAGAAUGUGCCUUUUGAAAAAUCAACAGAACCUGACCUUUGAUCCAAGCACAGCAAACAAAUACCUACGGUUGUCUGAUCUCGACCGGAAGGCUGCCCAUCCUCAAGACUUUUCAAAAAUGCCAAAUGAACCUCAGAGGUUUGAACCUUGGCAAGUGCUAUGUGUCCAGAAAUUCAGCCAAGGCAGUAACUACUGGGAAGUCAAGAUAUCAGGCCAGUCUGCCAUUGUUGGUGUCGCUUAUGAAAGAAUCUGUAGGAAUAAAUGGGGCAGACAAAAUUUCACCAUUGGGCAGGACCAGUUAUCCUGGGGCCUGCAUGUCCAAGAAGACUGCUAUGUGGCUUGGCACAAUGGCGAGCCUACGAAGAUCAAAGAGCCCUUGUGCAAGUUCAUUGGUGUGUCCUUGAACUGUGACCACGGGAUCUUGUGCUUUUACGGUGUAGAUGACAAUAUGAAGCCCUUGCACUCAUUUGACAUCAUCUUUUCACCCCCACUUGUCCCAAUUUUUUGGCUGUGUGAAGGCACAACAGUCACCCUUUGCCAAAAGGCAGAAGGCCAAGGCCAAAUUGAUGGGAUGCCUGCUGACAUACAAACAACUCUCACCGUUGUGGAGAAACAAGGAGAUAAGAAGACUGCUCCAAAACAGUGACAGUGAUUUUCUGUAGCCCUCAAGAUGCCUAGGUUUUUAGUGGUCUGUGUUGUUUUUCUCCUUUGUAAAUCAUCCUCGAGACAUCAUUGAUUUCUGGCUCUCGCAACUAAAGUUGCAACUAACAUGCAACGUCAAGAGUACUUACUCAUUAAGUACCCAGACAUAGAAGUUAACCUAUCUUAACUAUCUGCUUCUUGAUGUAACAUCCAUUCUAAAAAUUUUACCUUAUUUUAAGAAACUCAGCAGUGAAAGUGGAUGAGGGAAGUGAUUACAGGGAGCCCCUGAUUUACAAACAAUCUUACAUAUGAGUCCUAGACUCCUAGUUAAGAAUUGUGUAUGUGUGUGUGUGUGUGGUGUGCUAGGUGAAUCCUCUGGGCCUUUUGCAUUAUCUGAAAAUAUGUAAGCAUUUACAUGCACAGAUAAAAAUAAAUAAUAUGUUCAGACAAACAUAUUUCCAAGUUGCAUUUAAAGUAGACCUGUGUGCAUUUUUUUUAAGUUUUUGGUAUGUACAGUAUGGGGCUUGUGCCAUUGUAAGAUCUUCAUGAUACCCUCAUCAGAAAAAUUUUAUCUCACUUCCUGUCCCUGAGUCAACAGGACAUGAGAGAAAAAUCUACCUCUAGGAAGGGAAAUUCACUCCUGUAAGUGUUAUCAAUGGGGAAAGGUGUCUCCACUUAAGCUUUCUCGCCAAUCCUUUUUUCCACAACCCCAAAUUUUCAAAAUCCAAUUGUUCCAGGGAUAGAAAGUAAAGUGAAAUCUUCUGAACAAGGGCAUAAACAGCAAAACAAAUACUACGGGGAUAUUAACCCUUUCGUAUGUUAUCUAAAACAUUUUUAAAAAUCGGCUGGAGUUCCAUUUAAAAAUGUACCUAUUCCAAGUUACAAAUUCAACUUCAGAACAAACCAACAGAACCUACCUUGUUUGAAACCCAGUUAAUAGCCUUGGUAGGGGGAUUUGACAUGUGAUUGACAAAGAACCACAUUGGCAGAAAGUAGUUGGCACAAUAGUGGAUGGGAACUCAUAGGGACAAUUUAAGGUGAGUGCAAAUUUUCCAGGUAGCUUUAUCCUGGAACUUGUUUUGUCAGAAAACUAGGCAGUAACACUUUUGUUGUUGUUGUAGAUUUCAGAAAGGUGCCAUGUUGCCAUGUCUUUAUCAGACUUCCAGAAACUAAUGUAACAUUGACUUGUAUAUGUCAGUAUGGAUGGCUUACCUUACAAAUUGUUUUUUGUUAUGCUUUUUCAUACUCAGAAAGUGAAUGCCAAGCUCAUUGCCAUUUGUUUUCCUGUAUACUUUUAAAGUUUGCUUUCUAAUUCAAGUUUCCUCCUUUUUAUUGUACUUCUCUACUGAUAAAUUAGGCAAUGUUAGGCCUUCUCAGUGGUGGCUCCUUGGCUGUGGAACUCCCUCCCUAGUGACAUCUGGCAGGCUCCAUCUCUUUUGAGUUUUAGAAAGGAAGUGAAGACCUGGCUAUGCAAGCAAGCGUUCAAAGAAUAGGUUUUGUUGGCUUCGACUUGGUAUGGACUAAGGUUUAUGUACAAGGUUUUGUGGAUGAAUGGCUUGAGUAUUUUGUAUUGUUUUAAAUCUGUAUUUAACUACUUAUGUUUUAUUAUUUUGUAUUGUUGUGUAUUGGCAUCGAAUUCUGCCAGUUUUGUAACUGCCCUGAGUCCCUUCGGGUAAGAAGGGCGGGAUAGAAAUGAUGGAAAUAAAAUAAUAUAUAAAUAAAUCAAACCCAUAAGAAGGUCACUCCCAGAAAAAGAGACUUCAAUAAUAAAUGGGUAUAUCUAGUAUGAAAUCAAAUGAACCAAAAAGGCUUGUGCCAUGAAGAUCCCUUGACAUGAGAAACAGUUGAUUUUGCAAAUUGAAUUAUUUCUAGUCUCUGGUGCCUUGUCCAAUGCUUGAAACACCAUUUGCCUUUUCACACUACAAUAUAUGAUGUUUGUGAGAUGUGUAUCCUCAGGCCCUUUCUUAGUACUUCUUCCCCAAAUAGAUGAGUGUUUGUGUGUGUGCGUGCGCAUUUGGGUGACUUUCAAGAAGUUUUUUUCACAGGCAAGGGACUUGCAGGAACAUCUCAGCAAGCAAGAGUCCAAAAGUGGCAGGCUAAAACCUGGAACCUCAAGCCAUGGCUAAUACCAGAUGAGAAACCCUCCUGGGCACACAGAAGACUGAGUGACUUGGAAGGCGCUGAACAGACUGCACUCUGGCACCACGAGAUGCAGAGCCAACCUCAAGAAAUUGGGGCUACAAAGUGGAGUCCACGACACACAAGAGUGGAGAUCAAACCACAGACCACUGACUACAAUGCAGCCUGAGCCCUGCCACAUGCACAAUGGAGGAGUUCUCACAGCAAUACCAGAGGCACUCCCAAGUGGCCGGCUACUGGUCAAAGGACUUUUAGUAUAAUGCCAAGUUUUUAAUUUGUGGUUUUUCUAUACAUUAUAACUGUAUUCUCAGUUCACUUCUGACAUGGUAAAUAAAGAGGAAAGGGAUA